Molecule: messenger RNA, 951 nt
Organism: Sorghum bicolor (sorghum)
Lineage: Eukaryota; Viridiplantae; Streptophyta; Magnoliopsida; Poales; Poaceae
Exons: 1
Coding region: 1-951 (316 amino acids)
Source: RefSeq, a predicted model, not a curated record
AUGACAAAAAAGACUGCAAGAACAGAUAAGGAAGUUGAGGAAGACAAGGAAGAAGCACCAUCUAAGCAGGAAAACACCAAGUUCUAUGGAAAGACAGCUCCGCACGAGUUCUACGACACCAACAUUCUGCUGCCAUUUCCAAGAACAAGGAAGCCAACCACCGAUGAACAAUUCGGGAAGUUUGUUGAGGUAAUUCGGCAAUUAUAUGUCAAAAUUCCACUACUUGAUGCAAUGCAGGUUCCAACCUAUGCCAAGUAUUUGAGAGACAUCCUCAACAACAAAUGCCCGCUGCCUACAACUGAGGUGAUUAAGCUAACAGAAGAAUGCAGCGCGGCGAUACUAAACCAACUACCAGAAAAGAAGAAGGACCCUGGAUGUCCUACCAUCGACUGCUCCAUUGGGACACAUCACUUCGAGCAUGCACUGUGCGACUUGGGAGCAAGUGUCAGUGUCAUGCCAAAGGUAAUAUUUGAUAAACUAACCCAUGCUGUUUUGUCCCCUACAUCAAUACAUUUGCAGUUAGCGGAUCAGUCAAUUCGCCAUCCUGCGGGGGUAGCUGAGAAUAUCCCCGUAAAGAUACGCGAGUUCCUGGUCCCUGUGGAUUUCGUGGUACUCGACAUGGAGGUGGAUGAAAAGACUCCACUUAUCCUGGGAAGACCAUUUCUCAGCACUGCUAAUGCACAUAUUGACGUUGGAGCCGGAGAAAUUCAAUUUACAAUCAAUGGGGCCCAGGAGAAGUUUAACUUCAAACCAAAGGUAGUGCAAUGCUCACUAAUCUUGGCAGUGGAUGUGGCAACCGUCACAUUCAUAACUAGGCCAAAGAAAAAGACCAAUCCAACGCCAAGAGCAAAGAGCAAGAAAAUAUGGAAGAAGAAGGUAAUACAACCGAUGACACCUCCGAAGAAAAUUUCUGUAUCAACUCAAGGAGGAGGUCCUGUUCUAAGGACCUGA